Molecule: messenger RNA, 573 nt
Organism: Alternaria rosae
Lineage: Eukaryota; Fungi; Ascomycota; Dothideomycetes; Pleosporales; Pleosporaceae
Exons: 2
Coding region: 102-485 (127 amino acids)
Source: RefSeq, a predicted model, not a curated record
AUAAACUCCUAGCUCCUACCGCAUUUCGUAUCCUUGGAAUAAACAAACAAUAAGCCUACACAUACGCAGUACUACAGACUUACAAGCCGAAAUCGUUCACCAUGUCAGACAAGGAAGAGCCGCAGCAACAGCACAUCCAGACCGAGCCCCAAGAUGACGAGCAAGAGGAGAAGAAGGGCUCUGGAGGUCUUCUGAGCACAAUCGGAGACCCCAUCGGAAACGUCCUAGGCACAGUCCUCCGCCCCAUCGGCGCGCCCCUCGAAAAAGGCGUAACAGGCCCCCUCGGCAACGCCCUCGGCGGCACCACGCGCCCCGCCCUCGGUCCCCUGAUGGGCCACGAAGAAGAGAAGUCCGAGCUGCUGGGCGGCAAGAACAAGGAUAGCUAUGAGAGUAAACCGGAGAGUAUUGCGGGGAAGGAGCAGACGGGGCAGAAUCCGUUGGGCUUGGAUCAGACGGGACGGUGGGGGUUCCAGGAUGAGAAGUAGGUUGUAGGUGAUAUGGGGGAUGUAUACCAAAUCGUGUGUUUGUGGAUGAACUUUAUGAAGUAGAGUCCAGGUGGAGAGUGGUUUCAUG